This is a messenger RNA of Photinus pyralis (common eastern firefly), 612 nucleotides long. Its product is annotated as carbonic anhydrase-related protein 10-like. The coding region runs from base 85 to 612 and encodes 175 amino acids. Gene Ontology annotation, molecular function: carbonate dehydratase activity; zinc ion binding. Lineage: Eukaryota; Metazoa; Arthropoda; Insecta; Coleoptera; Lampyridae. The transcript has 6 exons. The record is from RefSeq and is a predicted model, not a curated record.
GCAAAAACGAAGUGUUUCGUUUAAUUUAACGCUGACGUGUCAAUUUACAUAUUUGAGAUAACAAGUCCGGGCUAUUGGGGACUAAUGAACCCGCAAUGGAAUAUGUGUUCAAAAGGACGAAGGCAGUCGCCAAUCAACGUAGAACCUGACAAAUUACUUUUUGACCCCUUUUUGAGACAAAUACAUUUGGAUAAACACAAGGUAAGCGGGAUGCUGCACAAUACAGGACAGUCGCUUGUGUUCAGGGUAGAUAAAGACACUAAAAACCAUGUAAAUAUAUCCGGAGGUCCUCUAGCCUAUCGUUACCAAUUUGAAGAGAUUUAUAUCCACUAUGGGACCGAAAACCAGCAAGGUUCCGAGCAUCACAUCCAUGGAUAUUCUUUCCCAGGAGAGAUUCAACUUUAUGGUUUUAAUAAAGACUUAUAUCACAAUAUGUCCGAAGCGCAGCAUAAAACGCAAGGAAUUGUGGGCAUUUCGCUUAUGGUACAGAUUGGAGACACUCCCAAUCCCGAGUUGCGGCUCAUCACCAGCAGUUUUGAUAAAGUCAAAUUUAAGGGAUCGCAAUUUGGAACAGUUUGCGGGCUUUGUAGAAAUUUAGAUCUGCGAAUGUAA